AUGAAAGUGAUCACGAAAAAGCCGUUAGAAGGAAAAUGCGGAGAAAUAACUGACAAGCAUUUGGGGAUAAAGCAUGCUCUUUGGGAAUUUAAUCCCGGCAAGUGCUUGUUGCCGGCGUUUUUCGAAAAUUAUGCUCCGCAAAUUUUGAGCGCUCCAGUUAGGAAGGAUGAUGUCUGGUUGAUUAGUUAUCCAAGAACAGGUUCAACGUGGUGCCAGGAAAUGAUAUGGUUGCUAAAUAAUAACCUGGAUUUUCAAAAAGCUCAAUCGACUGUUCAGCAGCUUCGAGCUCCUUUAAUAGAGAUGUCUGUUGCUCUUUUUGAAUAUACAGAUCAAUUUAAAGAUGUCUUCACGAAUUCAGUCGACUAUGUGAACAGUCUGGCUUCUCCAAGAUGUAUCAAGAGUCAUCUUCCAUUGCAGUUACUUCCCGUUGAACUUGAACAAACAAAACCUAAGAUAAUAUACUGUACGAGGAAUCCAAACGACACCUGCGUUUCAUUCUACUACCACGUCAAACUUUUACACGGCUUUAACGUAACUUUCGAAACAUUCUGUGAGCUAUUCCUCAACGGGUCUGUCAUCUACGGAGAUUUCUUCGACCACGUGUCUGAGUUUUGGAAAAAACGGCAGGACGAAAACGUUCUCUUCAUCCAAUACGAGCAAAUGAAGAAGGACAGUCGAGCAGCCAUAAGAAAAAUUGCCAAAUUUUUGGAAAAAGAUGUGACUGACGAUGACGUAGAGUCUCUCAACAACUUUCUUCAGUUUUCGAAUAUGAAAGAAAAUAGGGCUUGUAAUUGUGAGGUACUUUUAGAUAAAAAAGGAGGAAAGAAAUAUUUUGAAAAAGCGGGUUAUCACUUUAUUCGAAAGGGUGAAGUAGGGGAUUGGAAAAAUCAUAUGACUCCUGAAAUUGAAGACAAAUUUGAUGAUUACAUUAAAAGAAGAACAUUCGAGACUGAUUGUAACGUGUACUGAAUUUUGAUAUUUUUAUUAUUUCUGACAAAACAUGGUAAAUUUAUAGUAGAGUAUCUGAAUUGCAGGCACUAAAUUAUGAGAGAUGAUAAAAUUGAGUUUUAACUACAGCACUGUUGUCAGGUUGUGUUUAUAGAUAAUUUAUUAACUUCUAUAUUAAGAGGAUGGGUACGUAUUUUCGGCUGCAAUGCUAUUCAAAUGGGGAUUCAUUUUUUCGAAUCCUGAGAAAACUCAUAAGUAUUUUUGAAAAAUUUAAACUCAGAAUGAAAGCUUACGUUAUUAGUGAGGGCCGAAAGUCCCUGAGAACUUCUAUAAUGUUUAUUUUAAUAAGUUACAGAAGUGAAAAACUAAGAGAAAAUUUAGUGUGAUUUUUAAUUUCAAGUAUCUCAUUCAAAAUAAACUUUUUAUUUGUUCUAAGGGACUUUCGGUGCUCGGUAAUAAUUUAGUCGUUCAUUCUGCGUUUAAAUUUUUUAAAAGUAUUUAUUAGUUUUUUCAGGAUUCGAAAAAAUGGACACCAUGUCCGUGGUAAUAUUUUCCAAAUCUAUCUUUGUUACAACGCACUCAGUCGAAUAGAAUAUUGUCAGCAUAUUGUCAGUCAGACCGUGACAAUCAGUGACAAUAUUAAAUACAGUAGGAAAAAUGAAAGAAUACCCAUGCGCCAUCGAUGAUAUGCAUACGAAUCAAAUCAAAAAUUUCUAGUCAAAACAACGUCUAAACUAAGUUAAUACUGUAAAAAAACGGAUGUGACUACUACCCCACCGUACGAUUUUUCGCUACGUAAAUGUGUCAAAAAUUUUUUGUGAUGUUAUUCUUUUUCUGAUAAUACGUAUAUAUUUAUUGGUAAUAAAUGUUACUUUUACUACCGUAAUUAAUUAUUUGAUAAAGAUUAAUAAUACACAAAUAAUGAGUAAGCAAAAUAUAGAAUAUGAAUUUCUCCAUGUUAAAGUUGCCGGACGUAAAUAGUAACAGGAAUUUCAAAAAUGUCGUUUAUGUCAGCUGCAUUAAGUGACUUACAGUUUCUGCUCAAUUUAUUAGACUCACCCUAGAAAUAUCAGUUAUUUUAAUUUGAAACACCUUAAGAGUAUGUUCAAAGUCAUACGGAACUGCUGAAUGGGUUAAAUAACAAUUACAUAAUAAUCAUGCUACAUAAUUAAGUUAAAAAUGGUGAAACUUUUUGUUUGAAUUGUGAAAACUUGACAGAUGGCAAUAUAAUGGGCUAAAAGGCCGCAAUGCCUUGACUUUUUUCAACUUUAGUUUUUUGUUAAAUUUGUGAUUGGUGUUCAAUUUUCGUAAAAUUUGCAGUGGUGAGUGUUAUAUUGUUUCUAUAUUAAUGUUAGUUUUUAAUUUGUUUAAUUUAUUUUAAGAUAUAAAUAUGUUAAUUUCUAAAAGACGGAAUAUCUUCAAUUGGAAUUUUUUCAUAUGGGUGACUGUAAAGAUUUUUCUGUUGAGCAAAUCUCUUCUGUUACUGCUCUAUUAGAAAAUAUCACAUGUUGUCAAAGAGGAAUAGCAAAAAAAUGUGGUGUAUCUUAAUCCUUAGUUCGAAAGUUGAGUCAAAACCCUAAAUAGAAACAUUCUGGUUCUAUUAAUAUCUUAAAAUAAAUUAAACAAAUUAAAAACUUACAUUAAUAUAGACAUAGAACAAUAUCAACACUCAGCACUCCAAAUUUUACAAAAAUAUUAAACACCAAUCACUAGUUAAAACUAAAAAGCUAAAAUGGAAAAGUCGAGUCACUGCACACUGUGAGCACACUCUAUUGCCAUCUGUUAAGUUUUCACAAUUCAACAAAAACAUUUCACCAUGUUUAACUUAAUUGUGUAAAUAGCACCAUUAUUAAGUGUUAUUUCACCCAUUUAGCAGUUCUGUAUCACUUUAAAGGUGCUUGAAAUUAAAAAAAAAACUGAUAUUUCUAGGGCGAGUCUAAUAAAUUGAGCAGGGACUGUAAAUGAAAGUAAACUUAAUGAAUUCAGAUCAUUUUGGUAUCCAGAUCAUUUUCCAGACAUUAUCUGCAAAUAAAUGUACAUUCUUUAAAAAUAUACUAAUCUGUAACCCGGUUUCAUAAUCAACUAAAGUUCACUUUAACGUUGACAUUACCCAUAUGAAUUGCAUUGAUAAAGGUACCAACUUAAAAUUUAAAGUCCACUUUAACUGAUUAUGAAACCGAGAAUUUUAUACACUAUGAUUGAAAAGUCAGAGUAAUAUGUACACGUUUGACCGUUUGACAAACUCAUAGACAGAAGUUAACCAUAUUGACAGAUGACUACUUACACAUUUUAUUGACUUAUUUUAAUUAAAUAAAUAUGUACUUACCAAACCAAAAAUACAAUAUACGCUCUGAGCUUCGCUGGUGUCGCUCCUAGCGGAUUAGUAAUGCAACUUUCACCGGUAAUUUUUAAAUUUAUUAUUUAAUUGUUAUCGCUUAAUAUUUACACCGCAAAAAGUAAUUAAAUUGUAAGCGAUUUUUUUAAGAUUUUGCUAAUCAUUUUGAAGUUUUAUUGAUGAAAUAUUAAUUUCUUACUUCGGAUACUUUCACAAUUAUCGUGUAGAUGGCGCUAAGAUUAUUAGAUUAAUUUAUAAUUACAUAUUACGGAACAUUAAAAAAACUUAAAUUCAGUAUUUAAAACGUAAGUAUAUUUAAGGUAAAAAUAUAUACCACAGCUUUGACCAACUAAUAUUUUUUAUAAUUAAUGUUUUUAUUUUUAAUUUUAAAUUAAUCACUUUGACAUUUAUGUCAAAUUUCCAGUAAACGUUUACAGACUUGUCACUACUGGCGCUCGCUAUUUUUUAAAUAUCCCCUCUACGUACGAGCUCACAGCGUAUAAUAUCAAAAUAGCUUUUACAAGAACUGAGUUUAUUCAAGUAAAUACGACUGAUUAUUAAAAUUUAUAAACUCUACCGAACCUAACCCAGUUUCACUGUCAAAAUGACAGAAAUCCAAUCAGUCCGAUUAUAGUUGACCAGCACGAUUACUCGAAUAGUAGUUUAUACAAUUAUUAUCUCUACUGAUGUUGAAUGUUUUUCUAAGAAUGACAUUAGAAGUACAGAAAUAGUCAAGUGAGAGUUUAAAUUUUCUACUAAAUUAAUAUAACUACGUUGAACAAUUGUAUCGCCGUCUCACUCUGUCAGUUAUAAAUAUGUAACUGCGUAUGUCUUGGAUAACGUUUUUGCUUUGUAGAAAACACUUUAAUCUAUCUCUCUCGUUUGUUAUUUAUAGAAAAAGGCAGCAAAUCCAAAAUAUAAUCCAAAUUGAAAUCUGACAACUAUGUAUACAAAAUCUAAAGAUAGACACAGUCAAAAUUCAAAAAUAGUUGCCCCAUGGGCCUUUAGUAUUUACAUUGAACCCUGUCUUCCUUCUCAACAAAACAAACAAAUUCUUGUUUUGUUAGAUUUUCACACAUAGGGUGGUAUAAUUAUUUUGCAGGUGUCUAACUGCCUGACCUACAUUUGUGGUGUCAACAACCUAAGUCACAAACAGUUCUUGUACAGUGAUGUCAGAUUAGUUAAUUUUAUGAAAAUAAAAGUUCGCUUAUAUGGAGAACAAUGUAUUUUUUUGGAAACGGUUAACUUUAGAAAAAAAAUGUUAUAGGACUUUUUUGUUCUACAUUGUGUAUUAUAUCCACACCUUAAGGGAACGCACUAUUUUCGGGGACACCCUGUAUAUUAGUCUGGGCGCUUACCUGAAGCUUAUUUAUUUAGC
Diabrotica virgifera virgifera (western corn rootworm) is the source of this 4661-nucleotide messenger RNA. RefSeq names its product sulfotransferase 1 family member D1-like. The record is from RefSeq and is a predicted model, not a curated record. The coding region runs from base 1 to 969 and encodes 322 amino acids. NCBI's taxonomy places the organism in Eukaryota, Metazoa, Arthropoda, Insecta, Coleoptera, Chrysomelidae. Gene Ontology annotation, biological process: sulfation. Gene Ontology annotation, cellular component: cytoplasm. The transcript has 4 exons. Gene Ontology annotation, molecular function: sulfotransferase activity.